AAUGUCGAAUAGUUUCUAUUAUGAUAAUGAAUAUGAAUUUCCUCAAGUUAAAUCAACUAAAGGAUGGAUGAAGAAAGAAGAUUCCGACUCUACAUUAACUGUCUUAGCAGUUUUAUCAAUAUUAAUAUUUUUAGGAGUUUUAUUAGUCUUUAUCUUCUGUGGUAAAAAAAAAGGUUGGUUUUGUCGUACUGAAAAGAAGACAGAUAUUGUAAGUGGACCAUCCUCGGACGCGUCCCUUAAUACUUCUACUGGAAAACAAUCAAUUCAAAGCGACCUACAACCUAAAAAGAGUAUUGAUGAGGAUGCUGACCAAAAGACUAAAAAGAAUACAUUACUUAAUAAAACUGUGUCAGAGACUGGUAAGAAAGCAUCUAUGGAUCAAGCAUGGAGUCAAAGUUUAAUGAAUAUGACAAAUGCUCUACAAAAUCAAAUGAGUUUCCAAAAUGUUCCUCAACAAAGCUUCCCAGUUGACGCUUAUGGUCCACAACACAUUAUGCAACUUCAAUUAUUACUUAAUCAACAAAAAGCCCUACAAAAUAAAAAAUUGUCAAUUAUCGACGACCGAGAACGUAGAAAAGACUCUGUUUCUCGCAGUAGUAAUCCAGCAGAUGAUGAAGAUAGAUCAAAGGGUGGGAGGGUUUAUAAAGGGACAAGAAAAGGCGGUAAAUUAAAAAUAGCAGAAGAACCAGAAGUAGCUCAUUUUGAGAAAGAUGAAGACAAUCAUCAAGAAAUAGGAAUUUAA
This is a messenger RNA of Dimorphilus gyrociliatus, 742 nucleotides long. NCBI's taxonomy places the organism in Eukaryota, Metazoa, Annelida, Polychaeta, Dinophilidae. The record is from the annotation of a GenBank genome assembly.